AGAGGCCGCGCCGCCUCCCCUCCCCGAGGUCUGCGCGCUCCGCCGCAGGGCGCGGACCCGGGGCGCCCGCCCGGCUUGGGGGCGCAGCAGCGGGGGCUGAGCCUAGGCGGAGCCUGGGCGCCCCGCCCCCCCGAAACGAAAGCGAAAGAGGGGGCCAGAAAGGAAGGGCGGGCCGGGCCGAGGCGCCGCCCCCUGCCCUGCGUGGCUGCCGGACCGUCGGGCGCGCCCAGGUAGGGGGCUGCCGGUGCCCCGUGGAGACCCUCGCGGAGAGCUGCGCCGCUGCCACCAUGUCUCAGGAAGGUGUGGAGCUGGAGAAGAGCGUCCGGCGCCUCCGGGAGAAGUUUCAUGGGAAGGUGUCCUCCCGCAAGGCUGGGGCUCUGAUGAGGAAGUUUGGCAGCGACCACACUGGAGUGGGGCGCUCCAUCGUGUACGAGGUAAAGCAGAAAGACGGCCAGGAGCUGAGUAAUGGUCUGCCAACCCAGGACCCCCCAGAGGACAUGAAGCAGGACCAGGACAUCCAGGCGGUGGCGACCUCCCUCCUGCCACUAACAGAAGCCAACCUGCGCAUGUUCCAGCGUGCCCAGGAGGACCUGAUCCCUGCCGUGGACCGCCAGUUUGCCUGCCCCUCCUGCGACCAUGUCUGGUGGCGCUGUGUGCCUCAGCGGAAGGAGGUAUCCCGAUGCCGGAAAUGCCGGAAGCGCUAUGAGCCAGUGCCAGCCGACAAGAUGUGGGGCCUGGCUGAGUUCCACUGCCCGAAGUGUCGGCACAACUUCCGGGGCUGGGCACAGAUGGGGUCCCCGUCCCCCUGCUACGGGUGCGGCUUCCCCGUGUACCCGACACGGAUCCUGCCCCCACGCUGGGACUUGGACACACAGCGCCGCAGCACCCACACCCACUCCUGCUCGGCGGCCGACUGCUACAACCGGCGAGAGCCCCACGUGCCUGGGACGUCCUGUGCGCACCCCAAGAGCCGCCGGCAGAACCACCUGCCCAAAGUCCUCCACCCCAGCAACCUCCACAUCAGCAGUGGCUCCACCGUGGCCACCUGCCUGAGCCAGGGGGGCCUCCUGGAAGACCUGGACAACCUCAUCCUUGAGGACCUGGAGGAGGAGGAAGACGAUGAAGAGGGUGGGCACGGGGCAUGACCCCUGCCAGGUGCAGGUGCAAACUAGACACUACACAGUCUGUGGAUACUUUGUAUUAUAAAAUAUGAGCUCAAAUCGAAAUAGGAGUGCCCUUGGGGAGAUGUCUGGGUCUGAGGGGCUGGCAGAGGGAAGCUGGGGGGGGUGUCCCAUUUGCAGGGCUCUAGGGAGCACAUCC
Messenger RNA from Elephantulus edwardii (Cape elephant shrew), 1320 nucleotides. It is a transcript of the gene SHFL, whose product is annotated as chromosome unknown open reading frame, human C19orf66. NCBI's taxonomy places the organism in Eukaryota, Metazoa, Chordata, Mammalia, Macroscelidea, Macroscelididae. Bases 288 to 1145 code for a protein of 285 amino acids. Gene Ontology annotation, biological process: innate immune response; viral translational frameshifting. Gene Ontology annotation, molecular function: sequence-specific mRNA binding; ribosome binding. The transcript is spliced from 8 exons. The record is from RefSeq and is a predicted model, not a curated record.